AUGCGUUUCACUACCAUCUUCGCCCUCGCCGCCUUCGUGACGACCGUGGUCACCGCUGCUGUGCCGCCCGGUAACCCCAACCUGCCCGACCCGCUCGCCAUCUCGUCCUACGUCCCGAGCGUGUGCAGGGACAACUGCACGACCCUCAACACGGUGUACUCGUCGUGCGCGUACCCGAACACGACUUGCUUGAACGUCUGUGACCCCACCUCGCUCGAAGAGUUCACCACGUGCUACCUCUGCCUCACGGCCAUCGAGUUCAUGAACGCGACCGAGGUCAACCUUGUCGGUGUGGCCGUCGACGCGUGCGACAGGUACUGCGGCCAGACUGACAGCGUACCGGCGGACAGCUUCGCGACGUACACCGUGUCGCUGCCUGCUGGUGCUUCGGGCACCGCGGGCGGUGCCAAAGGGUCGACCGCGCCAUCGACCUCUGGUGCUGCCAGUUCUGGCGCGGCUGGUACCGGCCCUGGCGCUGGAUCGGGGACGCCGUCUGCUUCGGCGUCUAGCGGUUCCGGUUCCCACUCUAAGAGCGGCGGUAUCCGCGCCGCUUCGGCUGGCGGCGCCUUCGGCGUGCUCGUCCUCCUGGCUUCGUUCGCCACACUCUGA
Vanrija pseudolonga is the source of this 609-nucleotide messenger RNA. RefSeq lists its product as uncharacterized. The record is from RefSeq and is a predicted model, not a curated record. The transcript is spliced from 5 exons. Lineage: Eukaryota; Fungi; Basidiomycota; Tremellomycetes; Trichosporonales; Trichosporonaceae. The coding region runs from base 1 to 609 and encodes 202 amino acids.